CUUCCUUUCCCGGGCUGUGGCCACGCGCGGCGGUUCCGCUUAAUGCUCAAGCCGCCCGGUGGGUCCUCCUCCCCGCCAUUGUAGGAGGCCGCGCCCUGUUCUAAAGUGGUGGUCGGCCAGUGGCGAGAAGUUGGGCCGGUGUCUGAGUGUUGCCUAACAAUUAAGUAUCAUGUCUGACAACGGAGAACUUGAAGACAAGCCCCCAGCGCCACCUGUUCGGAUGAGCAGUACUAUUUUCAGUUCAGGAGGCAAAGACCCAUCGUGUACUAAUCAUAGCUUGAAACCCCUGCCCUCUGUGCCAGAAGAGAAAAAACCUAGGAACAAAAUCAUCUCUAUUUUCUCUGGCACUGAAAAAGGGAGUAGGAGAAAGGAAAAAGAAAGGCCUGAAAUUUCUCCCCCAUCAGACUUUGAACAUACCAUUCAUGUUGGCUUUGAUGCUGUUACUGGAGAAUUCACUGGAAUGCCAGAGCAGUGGGCUCGGCUGCUACAAACCUCAAAUAUCACCAAGUUAGAACAAAAGAAGAACCCUCAGGCUGUAUUAGAUGUGUUGAAAUUCUAUGACUCUAAAGACACAGCAAAACAGAAGUAUCUGAGCUUGUCUGCUACAGACAAAGAUGGCUUCCCCUCAGGAGUGCCUGCACCCAGUGCGAAAGGAUCAGAGCCUUCUACCACAACUGAAGAGGAAGAGGAUGAUGAAGCUGCCCCUCCAGUUAUUGCUCCACGGCCAGAUCAUACAAAAUCAAUUUACACAAGGUCAGUAAUAGAUCCCAUCCCAGCACCAUCUAGUGACUCUGGUGACAAUGCUGCAAAAUCAGGUGAUAAGCAGAAAAAGAAAACAAAAAUGUCAGAUGAAGAGAUCAUGGAAAAGCUAAGAACUAUCGUGAGUAUAGGAGAUCCCAAGAAAAAAUAUACCAGAUAUGAAAAAAUAGGGCAGGGGGCUUCAGGUACCGUUUUCAUUGCCAUAGAUGUGGCAACAGGACAGGAGGUUGCCAUUAAACAGAUAAAUCUUCAGAAGCAGCCCAAGAAGGAGUUAAUUAUCAAUGAGAUUUUGGUAAUGAAGGAACUGAAGAACCCAAACAUAGUCAACUUUCUAGACAGUUACCUUGUUGGAGAUGAACUAUUUGUUGUAAUGGAGUACUUGGCUGGUGGGUCUCUCACAGAUGUGGUUACAGAGACUUGCAUGGAUGAGGCACAGAUUGCUGCUGUUUGCAGAGAAUGUUUGCAGGCACUGGAGUUCCUCCAUGCUAAUCAGGUUAUACACAGAGAUAUUAAAAGUGACAAUGUGCUGCUGGGAAUGGAUGGAUCAGUUAAAUUGACUGACUUUGGAUUUUGUGCUCAGAUUACUCCUGAACAGAGCAAACGUAGUACUAUGGUUGGGACACCUUACUGGAUGGCUCCUGAAGUGGUAACACGGAAGGCCUAUGGCCCAAAAGUAGAUAUCUGGUCCUUGGGCAUCAUGGCUAUUGAAAUGGUUGAAGGAGAACCUCCAUAUCUCAAUGAAAAUCCUUUGCGGGCUUUAUAUUUGAUAGCAACUAAUGGCACCCCAGAGCUGCAGAACCCAGAAAAACUGUCUCCAAUAUUCCGUGACUUUCUAAAUAGUUGUUUGGAAAUGGAUGUAGAGAAAAGAGGGUCUGCCAAAGAACUAUUACAGCACUCUUUCAUGAAACUGGCCAAACCUUUGUCAAGCUUGACGCCACUGAUCCUAGCAGCCAAAGAAGCAAUGAAGAGUAACCGUUAGCAUUGCUGCUGUGGCCUUCAUAAUUUUGUUUUUAUUUUAAAAAAUCUUCAUAAUAUAUAAAUUGUUUUUGUUAGGGGCUGAAAGUCUGCAGAAGUGGGGGAAAAUUCUCUCACCUGGAAUACACACAAGGAAAAAAAUGUGGUGGUGUUAGUGAACUCUUCUAGGAUCCCCGAAGAAGAUGUGGACUGAAUCACUGGCCUUUUCACCUCUGCAGACAACUCGAGCAUGUUUUACUAAGCCUGGGAGUCUCUCUCUCACUCUCUUUUUUUUUUUGGUGAUGAUUUUGCUGUACCGGAUCCCAUUCAUUGUGCUCAGUUGGGCACUUUCAAUACUUGAACAAUUGAUUCAAGCUUUUAGAGGGAGGCAUUACUUUUAAUGUGCUAAUAUUUUUUUUCUUCCCUUCUUUUUGUCAGUCAGCCUUUCAAAAACAUGGCAUGCUCCAAGUUAUUGGAUUAAAGGCAGAUGGCUCGAAAUGUGAAAGUACCUCUGACCCUCUUUUUCUUAAGUACAGUUUAGGUAUAGCUGUGUUGUAGCAUUAACCACCCAGCUACUUAAGAACCAUAAUAUUUCAUUGACUUUGCUUAAAAACAGAAGAACAUGGGCAGAGAGGGAAGGAAAAGAUUCAGCAAAGUUGUUGCAUGGACUUCUUAACCCAAGGGAAAGAUUCCUCUGAAUUUUGAAGAUGGAAUGUGAAUGUGGGGAAAAGGAGGAGAGUGUGUGUGUGUGUGUGUGUGUGUGUGUGUGUGUUUAAUGCUUAAACCAUCCUCUGGGCUUGGGGAGAGAAUCCCAAUCUGUAAACUGUCUUCCACUCCUCCCUUGCCUCUUUAGGCUUGUUGGUAACAUUUAAACGGAUAUCUUGAAAGUUUGUGGUUUUAUAGCAAAGUGCUGCAUCCAUGUUCUGACUUGGGCUUUAUGCUGGUGCCUUCUGAAUUUUUAAAUUACCCUUCUUUGUAUUAAAUACAUUUUGUAUAUGUUGUACAUUUUCCCUCCAAAAGCAAAUAAUGCACCAACUUUGGAGUUGUCAGGACUUGUAUUAGACCUGUUCCUUUUUUAUAUGUAUAUGCGCCAUUUCUACUAACAAAAGAUUCCGUGGAUUUGCAAAAAAUGGAAAAUCCAAGACUUUUUGUAUAAUUCAGCCAACUGAAACUUCUGAACACCUAAAGUGCUAUUUUGUGGAGACAAAAAUCCAAGGUGGUAUGUAGCUUAGAAUCAGCGUUUGAAUUGGCUUGCUGGAGAAACUUGCCUUGUCAUGGUGGUCCUUUCCUGAAAGACUUCUCAAUUGUUGUGGCAGAAGGUAAAACACAAGAUAAAGUGCCUCUUUAAAUGAAAAUAAUUGGAGCCAUAGAAGAAUUGAGGUUCCAGUUGAGGCAGCCAGGUAGAUCAUGAGGGUUCCCUGGUCACUCACGUCAAUCUUUUAAAAUCACUAUUUUAUGUGCCCCUUGAUGGAGAAUUCCUGAAUGGUGAUGUGCCAAACCAUAAUACAAAGAGAUUAAUUAAUUUGGUGCUAUAGCUUUGCUACACUCCUAGAUCAUAUUCUUUGGAGAACAUCUUAAAGCUCUGAUUUAAAAGAAAUCUUUUAUGGUCAGUGAGAAGGGUCUUUCUUAUCUUUGAGUAAUUUUAACAAGUAUUGGUAUAAGAACACAAUUGUGUCAGUUUCAUGCACAGGUUGCUGCAAAAACACAGAUUCCAAGUUUGGAGCCAUUGCACCCCACAAGGUUCCAUUCCUUUAGAAGCUGGAAGUGCUUGCAGCAGUCCACUGAUGCUCUGCCUUAUUUGUACAAUGGAAAGCAAUGCCACACUCCCAUUUUUAGUUUUUAAUCUUGUGAAAAGUAUUCCUCUGAAAAUGAUGUAACACGGCAGUCCAUUUAUUUUCAGUACAUUUGUAAUGUCCAUGGUUUGGCCCAAGGAAGUGUUAUGUCCUGGUCUGUGUGAUAUUUUACGAUGCUGUUCUUCCCCUUGCCAUAACUUGCAAUAUUGAUCACCUUACUGUAAAAGUUAGAAUAGUCUUGAUUUUACAUUUGUUGUAUGUGAAUCAAGCGAAGACACUUAAAAAAAGAAAAGAAAACCUUGCAUUUAAUUUUAAUGUUAGCAUUGGGUCUUUGUCUGUUGCUGGCAAUAGAUUAUGUGGAACCCAUGACUCCUGUGGCAUAGGUGUGUUGGUGUUUCUUUUUUAAUGGUAGCUCUGGUAAGGUUAAAAAACCAUAGUUAAAGUAAGUUUAAACAAGAUGAUAGCAUUUAUUGGCCUUUAAAUUAUUUCGGUUAUUUGAAAUUAGCAAUCCACUGCAUAUCAACCUGUCUUCUUAAAUCUUCAAGAAGUCGCUAACAAUUUGGACUAGCCCAGGAGUAGUUGAGGCGCAUGUGGUGGCCUCUGGUACCCUCAUGGAAUUGAGAUCUCUCACAAUGUGUCCAUAUAGGAACUCCGGAGAGUAGCUUGUGGUUUCAUGCUGCAUGAGAGCCUUCAUCUAAUUGUCUUGCCUCCUAGCGCUAGUAAGGACCGGGAACAGAAGUAGGAGACGUUAUGAGACAGAGGGGUUGCCAUCAGGAACCGUGGUUCAUUCUCACUUGACUAACUUCUUGGCUAAUUCUGACUUACCCAGAUUUCCAGUUACUAAUUGGAAUAUGUAAUGACUGAUAUGUACUGUCUUUGGGUGUUUAUCAGGCUAAAUUCAAUAUGUGUUGAUUGCCCCAGUUGAGAGCUGAGCCUUUCAUGGCCUCAGAAUUUAAUCUGGGCUUAACAAACUCACCAUAAUUGAAAAUAAACCCCAAAGGGCUAAUGUGCACCAGCUUUUGUGUUUUGGACCUGUUUUCAAUAAUGAGCCAUAGUUGAUGGCUUGAAUACGUGCGAUAAGGGUGCCUGUUGUAUGAAAGCAGGUUAACCUGGAAUAAUCAGAUCCCAGAUUCCUCCCUCCCCCGUCACAGAAAAUAAAACAAACCUGGUUUCUGACCACAGUGAACGUGUACUGGUUCGGGUAGAGAUACUUACCAUUUGAGCAUGGAUGUUUUUAACUUAAGUGAUCACCAUAUAUGUACUCCAUGGCAAUUAGGAGUAAAUUAACUCUGCUAAAUAGACUUGGAAGGGUUUUUUUUUUGGUAAGUGUCUUCAUAGCUGGAAUUAAGUACACCUUGAAAUGAUUUCCUUCUACACAUUCUUUUUAUCACUUUGCCAGAUUGGACAUGGAAGUAGGUGCAGGCUUUCAAUAUUUUUUUACUGUCUUCAGAUUUUAUUGCCUUUUGUGUAAUUUAAUCCCAAUCUGUUAUUUAAUUGUUACUGCAAUAUUAACUACUGUAUUUGACUAUGUUUAAUGACUUCGUUCUUU
Molecule: messenger RNA, 5055 nt
Organism: Gekko japonicus
Lineage: Eukaryota; Metazoa; Chordata; Lepidosauria; Squamata; Gekkonidae
Gene: PAK2
Product: p21 protein (Cdc42/Rac)-activated kinase 2
Exons: 15
Coding region: 170-1738 (522 amino acids)
Biological process (GO): regulation of axonogenesis; protein phosphorylation; intracellular signal transduction
Cellular component (GO): cytoplasm
Molecular function (GO): protein serine/threonine kinase activity; ATP binding
Source: RefSeq, a predicted model, not a curated record